This is a messenger RNA of Aricia agestis (brown argus), 640 nucleotides long. RefSeq names its product bursicon (gene Burs). The transcript is spliced from 4 exons. NCBI's taxonomy places the organism in Eukaryota, Metazoa, Arthropoda, Insecta, Lepidoptera, Lycaenidae. The coding region runs from base 93 to 557 and encodes 154 amino acids. Gene Ontology annotation, biological process: animal organ morphogenesis. Gene Ontology annotation, molecular function: BMP binding; receptor ligand activity. The record is from RefSeq and is a predicted model, not a curated record.
UUCGUCCUUUAUAAGGCGGAAAUCCUCCACUGUGGUCCACACAUGGUCAGUGCCAAGGACCGUGUACAGAAGUCAAGGAUAAUUUAAUUAAAAUGUUUAGAAUGUAUUUUGUUUUUGUGACAAUAGUAGUGGUUUCUUACUUUGGUAAGCAGGAAGCAAAAGGACAAGAGGUUCAGUUGCCACCAGGACAAGAGUGCCAAAUGACACCAGUAAUCCAUGUAUUGCAACAUCCAGGCUGCGUCCCCAAGCCAAUUCCCUCAUAUGCAUGUAUAGGAAAAUGCUCCAGCUAUGUACAGGUCUCGGGAAGUAAAAUAUGGCAAAUGGAGCGAUCAUGCAGUUGUUGUCAAGAAUCAGGUGAACGCGAAGCAACGGUUGUCUUAUUUUGUCCAAAAGCAAAAAGUGAAGAAAAAAGAUAUCGAAAGGUGUCAACAAAAGCACCAUUGGAAUGCCUGUGCCGGCCUUGCAGCACAAUAGAAGAAAGCUCAAUUAUACCCCAAGAAAUUGCUGGAUAUUCUGACGAUAGUUACGUGCGAAGCCACUUCAGGAAAAGUUCAUAAAGUUAAUAUUGCGACCGACUCCUACUUUGCACUACUCAUCAUCGUGAUUCAAAUCGAGAAUUAGUGACCUCUUGGACCUCAUU